Molecule: messenger RNA, 9580 nt
Organism: Procambarus clarkii (red swamp crayfish)
Lineage: Eukaryota; Metazoa; Arthropoda; Malacostraca; Decapoda; Cambaridae
Product: 1-acyl-sn-glycerol-3-phosphate acyltransferase alpha
Biological process (GO): phosphatidic acid biosynthetic process
Cellular component (GO): endoplasmic reticulum; membrane
Molecular function (GO): 1-acylglycerol-3-phosphate O-acyltransferase activity
Source: RefSeq, a predicted model, not a curated record
GCACUUAUAACUUGCAUUGACAGACAGUUGGGGGGGGAAAGAAUCGCAUGCACAAAAGCCGUGGCAGAGAAGCGUGUAAGGUCGCUCAAGAUGCUGGCGUGUGACUAUACCAACGUGCUCAUCGCCGUGGUGAUGAUUAUGCCCUUCAUCUACGAGUUUAGCCACCGCUUCCGGCUCUACCUCAAAUUUCUCAUCUAUUAUUCCAUGGUGAUGCUGUGCUCUGUGCUCUUCGUGCCCUUCCUCAUCUGGAGGCCAGGAGAUGUCAGGAAUACUUUGAUAGCCACAUUUCCACUGCGUGCGUUGAACCCCUUGCUGGGUUUACACUGGGAGGUGCGUGGCAAAGAGCACAUCAUGAUCGAUCGUCCCAUUAUUGUGGUGGCCAAUCAUCAGAGCUCCAUUGAUUUCUUAGGGAUGGUGUACAUGUGGCCUAUGUUCCACAAGAUCACAGCCAUUGCCAAGAAGGAACUAUUUUAUGCUAUGCCAUUUGGGAUGACAGCUUGGCUGUGUGGUACCCGGUUUAUUGAUCGUAGAAACCCAGACAGUGCCAAGGCCUCGAUGAAUGCAGCCUUGGAUUAUGUCAAGGAAAAUAAGGUUAAAUUAUGGGUGUUUCCCGAGGGUACACGAAGCAUGGGAGAUGAGAUGCUACCGUUUAAGAAAGGUGCUUUUCACUUGGCAAUUGAAGGCCAGAUACCAGUUCUUCCUCUUGUUUACUCUUCAUACCGAGGCUUCCUCAGUCAUCCCUGCAAAGUUUUCAAUCCAGGUCACAUCAUCGUCACAUGCCUGCCUCCAAUUUCUACUAAAGGCUUGACUAAAGAAGACAUGCCACAGCUUAUGGAGAAUGUACGGGCUCAAAUGAUGGAAGUUUAUACAAAAACGUCAACACAAGUACACCAUCCAUGGCCCUUGACGGAAGCAGUCAAGAAAAAUAGCUAAACAAAGUAAGAUUCAUCUUAGCACCUCGACGCCCUUCUCACUAGUCCUCCUCCUUUGUAGCGAGUGGACACACACUCACACACAUACACACACACUCCUUACCACCAGAUUUUAUGGUGGCUGUGCUAUUAAUAUUCCUGUGAAUACUUACUGGAAAUGCCUAAGCCCAUUUAGUCACUGUGUAAAGAAUCGAUUGUUAAAUAUUUGCUGGGAUGGCUGUGGAUGUUGUGGAAAUGUUAAUUUAAAUACCUCUGUGUAUCUUCUCUCUCUUUUUGCCUCUCCUUCCCAUGUCUCUUCAAGUAGAGAGAGAGGUAUUUACACAUUUAAUUUACAAUAAUUUUGUAAUAUAAUUAGAUAACAAAUAUUAUUAUGUCUGUUUAGGCAACCAAAACUUAAGUUUAGUUUUGAACCUUGGAAAUUUUUUUAAGACACUGCAUCCUGCCUUUGCAAGUACACUUGGCAGACUUCUGUUUACUCAAGGUCGUCACCGAAACAAAACUAAACGUGUAAAAAAAAUAAUGUAAGCUUUAUUUUAAAUUGCUAAUUUUUUGUUAGGCAAUUGGAAACUUACAUUAUGCAAAUAAGAACAUUGUUGACAACAGUAAUAUUGGGAGAUAUUUUAUUCAACAGCAAUGUGCAUACAUAAGCUCCAUAUUGAUAUUCAUACUUUGACAAGAGGUUGUGGAUAUUCGUCUCAAAGACGAAGACCGAUGCAAAUGAACAGCCUCUGCAAGUCGAUGCUUUUAUUCUAGGUUAAUGAAUGCACUCCAUUGGUCAUUGAUAGUUGACUGUACCAGAAAAUACAGGUAGAGCAAUUCUUGUAUAACUAAAUGUGUAGUCUUCCAGUUUCCUAUCUUUGUGUCAUUUCUGCAAGUGGCCGGCUUUUCUGUUGCAUUCUGUCGUCUAACAAACUUGUGUGAAGGUGUUUAAUAAGCAAUAUUUACCUGUUGCUGCAACUGCCAGACAUUUUUGCGCGAUUAUUAGUUUCGGUACAUAAUUAUUGUAACUCGCUGAGGUAACUUGCUCUUGUGUAAAUAGUAAUGUCCAUUAUUUAUUAUUUACUAGUUGCUAAAAACAAAAAAGGCAAAAUAACAGAGUUGACACUAGCAUGUUUUUUCACCACCCAUUUUAAAAGAGGAACCUCUGUUAGCAUUGCCUAUUGUUGUAAUAGUAUCUAUAGAGAUAGCUUACUGAACUAGUAGCUCUAAUAUCGGUGGGGAGGAGGAGUGACAAUUGGAACACUUCACUUAAUUGUAGUGGUCAAGAAUAAGUAAACAUUUUUUAUUAAAAUAAACUAGGAUUAAAUUGAAGAAAAACUUUACAAUGCAUGGCACAUCUGACAAUGGCCUAGCUGUUGCCACACACAACUGCAUUGAAUGAAAGUCGUUGAAGCCAUGGGUGAGGGUUUGUCCAGACGGCCUUAGAUACAAAAUUAGAACCUCCACAAAAUGGUAUGGUGGUGUUGCUGCACUGACAGAGAGCCACAUACAUUGUACCUGUAUUUUCCACAUUCGUAGUAAUGUCUGGUCUAUAUUUUUCUGAAUUUCAUGCCACAGUGUUUUUAUACUAGAAAUUCUGAUAGAAGAUCGACUUCAAAGCUUCCAAAAUAUUGAAAACUUGAAGCUAACACAGUAGUUUUGAUCAUAUGAAGAGAUGCAUUAAUUAAAACACUGUAGCAUUUAGUUUUCUUUAGAAACUAUUGGUAACUGUCGUGGAAUUUUUUUUUUAAAGUGUCGGUUCACACAAUUGGCUUUUAUCAUAAUUUAAUGUUAUUGAUGUAUGUGUUAAUUGAGCUUUAAUUACAUAGUUAAUUGUGGAUUUUUUUUUUAAUCUGUUGUAUGGUUCAAGGACUUCAGAAAUUGAUUAUGGUUCUGAAAACCUUGAAAUGAUCUCUCAACAUUUUGCACCACACUUGACCUAACUAUUUAAAAUAUGUUGCAUUCCACAGUGAAACUUAUUGAACUUCAAAUCUGUGUUGCUGUUAUUGUACAAUUCUUAUAAUUUAUUGAAUAUAAUUAUAACUAAAACUGUUAAGUUUAGUUUUUAUUUUAUAGAAAUUUACAAAUGUGUUCUUUCCCUUUACAAACAAUUCAGAUCCCUUUGAUUGGUAAUGACACCCUUUUGCACAAGAUUUUUGCCUCAACAAGUGGGCACUUAUUGUAGUAAUUUAAUACUGUAGCUGUUUAGUGUUGAAGCUGGCAAUUGGACCAAAGAUAUACUCAUGGUAACAAUAAAAGUCAUGUUAAUUAAUAUAAAUGUACUGAUAAAUGGAAGCGAACAUAUAGUCAUCUCGAUACAGUACUGUUGUAGGGAACCAAAGUGUUUGCUUUGCGAGAGUUGAAACGGUGCGCUGCUUUCGUGACUCUUGACGUUUCUUAUGAGAGAUGGCCAUCUGUAUGUGGUAGUAAAGUUAUUUAGUAUUUAAGUCAUUACCAGAGUUAGCAGAUCCCAGCAUAUAUUUUGUUUUAUUUAUUUUUUAAUUAAUGUAUUACUUAAUCAUAUUCAGUACUGAACUUUAUCAUAAUGGAUAUAUAUAUAUAUAUAUAUAUAUAUAUAUAUAUAUAUGUAUAUAUAUAUAUAUCAUAAUGAAUUUCAUAUAUAGAGAAAUGUGUUGGCUUGCUAGAAGCCUGAUGUGUAAUGUUAUAAUUUAUAUAGUGAGUAGGUAGAUGCCUUAGCAGUUAUUAAUAAUUUCCCACUGUGUGGGAGGCCUCUUAAAUGUCCCUCGAUUUGGAGUUUAUUAUGUUUUCACACUCGGUUGCAAUAAUAAGGCAUUCACGGGUGGCAGUGUAAGGCAGAAUGCGAUGCUGAAAAAGGUCUCGCUUCCUCAAGUGUGAGGUUAUUCCCCCGGGCAAAUCUGGGUAAGUGACGUUAAAAUAUUGAUUUAAAUGUUACACGGGCAUGUUUUUUCCAUUGGGAAUAGUAGUGUAACAAACCCCGUAAGAGUAGCUUUACAAUUCCGCCAUUGAUUAAGCAAGGGCAAAACCUUUUAUUCUUUGAAGCAAGAAUAAAUACAUCGAAGGUAAUCCUCGGUAAAGGAACCCUGCUCAAAUUGGCCGAUUAUUAGUUAAAUCCCAAAGUUAGGAAGGCGUGAAGAAGCCUCAUUAUUAUAGACCCGAAACAGUCGCUCUGCGCGAGAUCCAUCAUUACCAGAAGAGCACUGGACUGCUCAUCGGGUAACUUGCCUUCCAGCAUCUCUUGUGCGAGAUUGCUUGGGACUUAGAUUAAUCUUUGCUUCCAGUCGUCUGUUAUGGCUUUAUAGGAAGCAUCUAUGGUUUAUCUGGUAGGUUUCUUAUUGGAGGUUGUGUUUGUGUAGCUGGUUGUUACUUCAGUGAAGGAGGGUCUUGUACGCUUUGCCACCCUGCCCGAGAUGCCGCUACUAUUAAAAGUUUGCAAACAAUGUUUUCAGUUUGUUACAGCAUUUCUUUUAAUAUCCAAGUUAGCAGUAUCACACUUGAAUGCAGUACAGGUAUUUGAAAUGUGCACAAAUUUUUCUUGAAAGGUAUUUCCUUAAAGUUUUCUGGUUAUUUGUAGUAUGGCUACUUAAAUGGGCAAGUGUGUGUGAAUCAAGGUGGAUUAUUUAAAUGUGAUUUUAUUUAGAAUUUAUUUAGUGUAGUAUAAAAAAAGUCAAGGUGCCUACACAAGUUACUUUAUGUUGGCAUUUUAUGCUGAAGCGUCUUCAAAAAUACCAUUGAGUACUUAGAGAUGGUCAGUUUUUUUUUUUUUUUUUUUGUCAACUUUAUUUUAAAUAAAACUUCAUACUAACAAUCUUUGUGAAUGUUCGUUUCUGCAUUUUGGACACAGCAGCUGCUUGUAAGAUUUGUAUACCUUAUGAAAAAAUAAUCCAUUUUUACAUAGUUAAUGUUCUCUUACAACUAAAUAUUGCUCUCACCAUACAAAAUAUUUAUUCUGGCUAAAAAAAAGGGGGGGGAGGGCAUUAAUUCAUAAUCCAAUCUGCUUUUAUAUAUAAUUGCUGGUUAGUGCCAUAGUUCGUAUUGAAUGUGUGCAUGAGGUGGUUCUUUUUUGGGGGGGGAGGGGGGGCAUCGUAAUGUGUACAGUAUUUGUAAACAUGUAUCGUUUGCGAGUCCAUUGACGUACAUUAUGUAGGAGGGAUGAACGUGUUUGCGAGCAUGACGAUACGGUUGGUGAACAUACAUGUUUGCUAUAGUUUAAUUUCUGUAUCGGUUGUGCACUAAACUACAGGGUAGUGGUACGUUGCGAUUCUCCUGUACCAAUGUGAAUUAUUACUCGGCAUGUUGUUAGUUGAAUGUAUGGUAUCUGUAGUGGAACAUUACUGUUAAAGCACAAUUAGGGAUUAGUACUACCGUUAAAAACUUCAUAUAUUUAGAUAAUUUAUACAAUGGAUAAAAAGCUCAAAAAUGAGUUAAAGUAAUUACAUUUGAGGAGGUUUGCCAGUUGGCAAUCGUGAUGGUGUAGUGUUCUUAUGCCAAAUGCUGUUAUUCUGGCCUCCGCAUACAAUUUUCUCUGUCUAAAUCUGACUGGUUUGUUCUUUCAGAAAAUGUCUGCUUUGCUACUUAAUAUACCAUAAUGCUUGCAAUAAACUCCUUUAUUCUUGUUCUGUUAUCAAUUGGAAGUAUUAUUUUGUAUUAAUUAAAAUUGAAUGCCAAUCUUCACUGUUGAGUAUGGAACAAUUUAAUGACAUUAUUCAGGUGGUUUAUAAAUUAUAAUGGGCAUUCUUUUUUGUUGGUUAUUCUUAAGAUGUGUCUAAGAGAGCAGUAAAAUAAACCAUCUAGAGUCUCUAGUGUUUUGGUACACAUGAAAGAGUUCACUGAUACUAGAGGUACUAGCCUCUACUAGGCGAUUACUUGUGGCUCGACAAGUUCUCCAUCUUGGAGCUCGUUGCAAGUUUGUCUGCUGGGUUCCUGCACUUUCCGGUCCUGCUGUGGUUGUACUGGUUGUUCCAUAUUUCUAGGAUUUAUAGUAAAUUGCAUGACAAGUUUACUUGGCCUGUAUUCCAAUGAGAAUCGAGUAAAGUCAGGGUUCAUGUGCAUUAGACGACCGAGAAGUCAUGAAUGGAAAUGACACUUGCGAGUCUUAGGGAUGUAAGAAGUUUCUGUAGCCUGGGUGUACUGUAGUUAGAAAAUGGAAAGAGCUAGAGUAGGCAGUAAAAGGCAAAUUUUUUUUAUUUGGAUUGUAUGUGGAUAUGAUAGAAAUUUAUAGUACUGUACUAGUUUGGCAGCCAUUGCUUUAAACUACGUAUAACGGAAUAUUGGGGGUAACAAAGAGUCGCCAAUGUAAUUACAACCAAAGAAUCAAGAAGUAACUGCUUUUCAAAACUGAAAUGGCCUUCAAGAAUAUGCACUGGGUAUGUUAAACAAAUUGAAAAGCCAUACGAAUGGGAAGUUAUGAUUUUGUGAAGCAUCGGAAGAUUACUUUAAAAGUUCAGAGGUUUGCAACAAGGUUGGUUCCUGAAAUGGAAUUAAUACAUGACAGUAAAGCUUAAUUUAAUUAACUAUCAAAGGGGAGGAGAUAUGUUGACUGCGUACAAAAUGAGGGUAAUGGACAAAAUGGAUAGACGUUUCCAAGCAAGAUAAGUGAAUACUGUAUUGAUAAAAGUUAGAAAUGGAAGAGGCCAAUCUAUAUUGAAUGGAAAUGGCCAAGUAGAAUGCCAUGAAGUUGCUCACAGGAGUCAUCUCUUCUAGUUUUAAGAGAAAAUGUGAAAGAUUUUAAAAAUUAAAGUAUCAAUACUGUACUUAGAAGGCAAAUCUUUAGGAGCCAAAUCUUGCUUCCUGUACACACUUGAUAAGUAAGCACUGGUAGAUAAAAGGACAAAACCUGCACAUGGUUGAGGCUGCUUCCAUUUGCAGCUUAGAGCCACUACAGGGUACUAGAAUAUUGGGAGGCAUGAAUGUACUGGACCUUGCUUCCUAUAGACAUUUUUAAGUAAGCCUAAAUAGUUAUACGUACGUAUAUAUUACAUAAAUACAUAAUUAUGCCAUUUUUGUAAUUUCAUGGAUGGGGAGACACCCACCAGGAGGGAAAACAAAAAAGGUGAACUAAAUGUUAGAUAUUUAACGUUAAAAAUAUCACUAGUUCAUUUUGCCACUCAUAAUGAUGUAUAGCAUCAUAAAUAAGCAGGACCUUCACACUCCAGCAAUAAUCCACAGCAUCCCACUGCUGUUUAAGACCAGGUGCUUAGUUCUUGUAAAUUGUUAUAUACACCAUAAAAAACAAGAUGAUGAAGAUGAACAAAUGGUGAAUAUUUGGCAUUUUUAACAGGUAAAGAACUAUGCUCUAAUGUCAUGUAUCUACUGUGAACUAGUAACUACAGUGUGUGUAUAUUCAAUAGAGGAUAACCAUGAAAACACUGUUUAAUUCAAAGUUAAAUUUUGUGAGUGCAGGAAGUGUAGGAGGCUGCUGCUUGAUAAGAAUAAUGAUUUUCUGAACACAUCUCAGGGUGUUCUUUCGUGUUCAGGUUUGGUAAAUAUUUAUAAAGGUGCGCUUUUCAAAAUUAGAAUUACUUGUAUAGAUUUCUAGACUCCUUAAAAUUUUGACUUGUGUACUAUAGUGUGAUAAGGCUGACACUUGGGGGAAAACUUGGAACUGUUCCUCGUGGCUGUUUAAUUAUUUUAAAGUAAAACUGAACAUGAUUAUUUUAACAGAAUGCCACAUUGUUAAUACUGACUUUCUGACUUUAAGGAAAAGGUAGUUAUUCAACUGUAUAUAUCGCUUGUGCAGCCCCAGUUUGGACUAUUGUUUCAAAGCAUGGAGACCCUAUCUUGAGGAGGAUAUAGCUACUUUGAAGAAAGCUAAAAAUUAUCACAUAAGUGGAGUCAACUCUGAUAAUGGUAGAGGGCUAUAGGGCUAACACUGCAAACCAGACAGGGCAGGGCUGAUCUCAUCGAAACUUUUAAAAUACUGAACACUUUGGAGGAUCUUAACCCAGACCAUUUCUUUAAAAGGUCAAAUGUAACACAAUGAACAAUGGCUUCAAGCUCAAAAAACAAUGAAAUAAGAUGUUUUUUCAUCCAUACAGUUAAAACUGUAUGGAUGAAAAACCGCCUACUUGCCUUAGCCGUAAAUGUCAAGACGUUGCUGCAGUUUAAAAUCCAGCUGGAUAAAAUAAUGCAGGAAAAAUGGUGACAAACUACCUGCUUCCUGUUCUUGUUGAAGCCACUAGACAGAUGGUGGCCCUCGGUAAAUUCACCUAAAUAUUACCUUGCAAUAUUAUUUUUUUCCUUACCAUAUUUGUUUUUCAUGUGUUGAUUUAACAUCACUACAAGCAGUUGAUAAUAUUGAAUUGACUAGUCCAUGCAAUUUCUCAGUUUGUUGUGCUUACACGCUGCUGUUUGGUAAUACAGGGGUACUUUGGUUAAAGAGUUUAAUGUGUUCCUGGAGACAGCUCGUGACCUGAAAACUCGUAAACUGAAGCUAAUUUUCCCAUAUGAAAUAAUGGGAAAUGAAUUAAUCCGUUCCUGACUAUCCAAAAACCUCACUUCAAACUAAAUUUUAUACCUAAUUCAUCCAAAUCUACGCUACAAAAGUAUGUUCAAGUUAUUACUGUACUUACCCUUGCUGAUGACUCCUGUUGGCGUAUGGAAGAUGGUGAGGAGGUGGGAGGAGAGGUGUUACUGUUUGGAAGGGGAGUCCCCUUCCAUUAUAACAUGAGGCAGUGAAGAUUUUUCUGGAAUGCGCACUCUGGCAUGUUUUACCUGCAUACCACUAGGUCCUGGUUGUGGCUCAAUGCUUGAUUUUUUCACUUUCCUCACAAGUAAACGUUUCAUUGAAUAUUGUUUUUCCCUUCUUUGCAACACUUGUCUGUAGUGAGGCAUCAUAUUGUCAUUAAAAAGAUCGAUGCAAUGGCCUAUUACAGCUUUAUUUGGGUGAUUCUUUUCAAUAAAACUUUGCAGUUCUUCCCAUACUGCACACAUUUUCUUAAUUAAUGAGGAAGGGACAUUCUCUACUGCCUCCUUUUUCGCCCCCUGAAGAUUUGUUGUACUACCUAGCUAGUUCAACAACAUGAGUACCAUUUUCAUGCUUCCGAAUGAUCUCUUGUUUUUCCUUUGUCAUCCUCGCAUGCGAUUUCUUGCCUGAACCUUACCACUGGCUUUCUUGGGACCCAUGGCGAGAUAUAUAAUAACAACUUUUAUGCUCAAGUGGCCAAGUAUCUGACAAAAAACUGUAAAUCCUUGUGAAGAAUUCAGGCGAGAUAGUCACUGGGCGUGAGGCACUGUUAAACUGAGGCGCGAUCGUCGUGCCACCACGUGCUAGGUUGGCUCGUACACGUAUCAACAAACUCGUUACCCAAUGCAAUGCUCGUAUCCCGAUGCAAAUUUUCUGAACAAAUUGGGCUCGUAACCCGAAAAACAGGGAUGCUCGUAACCCGGGGUUCCACUGUACAGUAUUAAUAUUUUGCCUGAUAAAUUUAUUUUUAAUUUUUUCCCCAAAUACUGUAAUAUUUAUUAAUGCAUGAAGUAGUACAUCACUGAUGCACAACAUUUGUUCUUACUGUGUAUCUUGGCUGUAUGUGGUGUGAAGGUAAAGAAUUAUCACCGUAGGUCUUUGUAAUAUGGUACUAUACAGUAUUGUGGUGAGGGCAAAUCUACAGAUAUUAUUUGCUCUUGAGUGCCCUGCAUUUUGUAUUGUACAGUAUAUGAACAAGUAUAAUUAUUAAAUUAAUAACAUUGUU